This is a messenger RNA of Prunus mume (Japanese apricot), 1680 nucleotides long. RefSeq names its product aminotransferase ALD1, chloroplastic-like. NCBI's taxonomy places the organism in Eukaryota, Viridiplantae, Streptophyta, Magnoliopsida, Rosales, Rosaceae. The record is from RefSeq and is a predicted model, not a curated record. Gene Ontology annotation, biological process: biosynthetic process. Gene Ontology annotation, molecular function: pyridoxal phosphate binding; transaminase activity.
ACUCACCCUCGAGCCCGACUAUAUAUAUUGUUAUUAAUGCAGUUCGUAGUACCAUACUCGAAUAUACCACUAUUCCUCUGUGUUGAUAUUCAUAUCGCUACAACAAAUGAUGCAUUAUCUUCAACUGUCAUCACGUAUUUGCAUGCCUUCUUGCAUUUCAUCACAACCUAAAACAAUCUGGACCAGUUCAACGUCUGGAAAUGAGAUGAGAGUUGGUCAUUGCACAAAAGUCUCACGCAGUGUCAAUAUGGAGAACCUGCAAAAUGAAUAUCUGUUUCCGGAGAUAUUCAUGCGCGAGUUUGUGCAUACUCAGAAGUACCCACAUGCAAGAUUAAUAAGACUUGGUGUUGGUAAUACUACAGAACCUAUACCAGACAUAAUCACAUCUUCUAUGGCUGAGCAUGCACAUGCUCUAUCAACAGUUCGAGGUUACAGAGGGUAUGGAGCUGAGCAAGGCCACAUGGAAUUAAGAAGGGCAAUUGCAGAAAAAUUCUACAACAAUAUGGGCAUAGAAGGCGACGAGGUUUUUGUAUCAGAUGGUGCACAGUGCGACAUUUCUCGCCUUCAGAUGCUUCUGGGAUCCAAUGUGACAGUAGCUGUGCAAGACCCUUCGUUUCCGGCAUAUAUAGAUUCUACUGUCAUUGCCGGUCGAGCUGGCAGGUUUCAAGAGGAAACUGGGAAGUAUAAGAACAUUGUGUACCUGAACUGCAGGCCUGAGAAUAAUUUUUUUCCUGAUCUAUCAACUGCUUCAAGGGCGGAUAUCAUAUUUUUCUGCUCUCCAAACAAUCCAACUGGCAAUGCUGCAUCACAGCAGCAACUAAAGCAACUGGUGGAGUUUGCAAAAGCAAACGGAUCAAUAAUAGUUUAUGACUCCUCCUAUGCUGCUUAUAUAUCUGAUGACAGCCCGAGAUCGAUUUAUGAAAUUCCUGGGGCCAGAGAGGUUGCAAUUGAAGUUUCAUCCUUCUCCAAAUUUGCUGGGUUCACAGGGGUCCGCCUCGGAUGGACGGUUGUCCCUGAUGAGUUGUUGUAUGCAAAUGGAUUUCCUGUCAUAAAGGACUAUAACCGCAUAGUGUGCACCUGCUUCAAUGGUGCAUCAAAUAUUGCCCAGGCUGGAGGGCUAGCAUGCCUUUCUGCAGAAGGUUACCAGGCCAUAACCACAGUGGUUGACUACUACAAAGAAAAUGCAAAAAUAAUUGUGGACACAUUCAGAUCACUUGGGUUGAAGGUGUAUGGUGGCAAAAAUGCACCUUAUAUAUGGGUACAUUUUCCAGGGUUGAGUUCUUGGGAUGUAUUCAAUGAAAUUCUUGAAAAGACAGACAUAGUGACCAUACCAGGAAAGGGAUUUGGUCCUGGAGGUGAAGAGUACAUCAGAGUUGGUGCUUUUGCCCACAGAGAAAGUAUAUUAGAAGCUUCAAAAAGGCUAAAAACUCUUUUUUAACUUGAAUUAUGUCAUAAAUAUUUGAACCCAGUCGACAGGUACUUGGAGCAAGAAUGACCAUCUUCCUGGAGAACUUUAUUGGUUCAUGAGAUGAAUUAGGAUUGGACAAUUAUCUGGUGCUGAUAAGGAAAAAUCUAAUUGAACUGUAUUGCAUUGUUCAUAAGAUUUGUUUCUUCUCAGCCCAUUAUUGGUUGUGACUUGAAUAAAUUGUAUUUGUCCUCAUUCAACAUGGCAUCUUGAAC